This is a messenger RNA of Striga asiatica, 842 nucleotides long. The record is from the annotation of a GenBank genome assembly. NCBI's taxonomy places the organism in Eukaryota, Viridiplantae, Streptophyta, Magnoliopsida, Lamiales, Orobanchaceae.
CAAAAAUGAAUUUGUGGUGCUCUGCCACCAAAGGUCCUCAGCCGCGAACUAGUUUCUGGCGUCAGGUGGCAUUUUCAGCCUUCAACCAUGAUUCCUAUUCAUUCAUACAUAUAAAUCUCCCGCGGAAAAUGAAUAUAAUAUUAAGGAUUCAUAGUAGAAGCUCCAAGAUAUGGCGUCUGUUCUGAGCCCGCUUCUGAAUUUGCUUCCAAUUAGCAAGGUUAAUAAUGGAAACAUCAGAGUUGUUUCAAUAAGAACACUGUCAAUGAGAGAUUGCACACAUUUUAGGAAAAUCAGGCAGAAUUCACGAUAUUCAGCAAUAAAAAAUGAAGCAUCUUUGGAGACAGACGUGCUCAAUAAGGAUUCAAUGAAUGUUGAGGCAGUUGACAGCAAGGAUGAUUUCGGAGUUGUUGGUGUUCACCAUGUUGGGAUCUUGUGCGAGAAUCUCGAGCGGUCAUUACACUUCUACCAGAAUAUUCUCGGUCUAUCUAUAAAUGAGGCACGACCACAUGAUAAGCUCCCUUAUAGGGGUGCUUGGUUGUGGGUAGGCUCUGAGAUGAUACAUUUAAUGGAGCUUCCAAAUCCUGACCCGUUGACCGGACGACCACAACACGGUGGUCGAGAUCGUCAUGCUUGCAUAGCCAUUCGUGACGUGUCGAAACUAAAAGGCAUCCUCGAUAAAGCUGGCAUUCUGUACACCCUCAGUCGCUCGGGUAGGCCGGCAAUCUUUACUCGAGAUCCGGAUGCCAAUGCACUUGAAUUUACGCAGGUAGAUUAAUUUGCUUUUAUAGGAAUGUCAGGUGUAAAAAGUGUGUUUGAGAGUGUGUGUGUGUGUGUGAGAGAGA